UAUAUGUAGCUUUUUCUGUUUAAAGCAGCCACACAAUCGCCAGCGCAUUGUCUGUCUUGAUCGAACCAACUCAAUGCUUUAUUUCUCGACGGUAUGGUUGGUAUGCAAGGCGACAUGGCGUUGCAGUGUGGUUUGGUAGCGAUUUGCCGGCACUACGCAUACCUUUCCUUCUCUCUCAGUGAAUCAUUUUUUUCCUCACCUUGAUGACUAUUACUACUGUUUAGAAUCUAUUUCAAGGUCGCUUGAUGCCGUAAAAGGUAUAUGUCUAACACGGCAACAUGGGUAAGAGAACACCACACUGAGUUACUCCGUAAGGGUAACUAUGCUAUUGUCAGUGAAGCUUAGUCAUCCAACCCGUGGUUUGGUCAGUGUCAAUCGAUAGUCAUCAACAAAGUAUCAAACAGCUUCAUUCCUUUGUAAAACGGCAGCUUGGAAGUGCCCGAGGAGUAAAGGAAGAGCGCAGUCAAAAGUCUAGUGACUUAAUCUAUGUCAUGAGCAAAUUUUAAUUCUCAGAAGCAAUCGCAACCUCUUACACUCACCCCGUCUUUCCCAAACCCUCUUGAGUUCUUCCAGGAAAAUGGCGCAUACAACAGCAUUUUCGCAGGUCCCCCAACAUGUUACCGCUCUCCUCUCGCAUCUCACAUCGCGCCCCGGAGUCCAAUCCACCUUCAUCCUCUCCCGCAAAGAUGGUUCUAUUAUCCAGAGCACAGGAUUGCUAGCCGCGAAAUCGGCCAGCAGUAGCAGCCCCAGCAUGUCGCAGACCGAUAUAUCUGCCGAGGAACCGUCAGAGUCAACAACGACACCUGCAGAACCAUCCUCCCCUUCAACACCAUCCGGCGCGGCCACUCACCGCCAACCAUCCUACCAACCAUCCCAAGCAGAAGCUCUAGCAGCGCGCAUCUUUGCCUUUGUUUCCAGUGCAUCAGAUUUAAGCUUGUCGCUUUCGCGACCCCCGACUGAGACCACCAAUGGUUCUAAAACAGAACCAAACGGCUUUCAAGAAGGGCUUGGCAAUGGAAUAUCCCGAGACGAUGGGGAUGGCGAGACAUCGGAGAAAGAGGACGACGACGAAGUCAAGCUUCUGCGACUGAGAACCAAAAAGCAUGAAAUUGUCGUUGUUCCUGAUAAGAAAUAUCUGCUCUGUGUGGUACAUGAUGCAGCGCACCCUGCGGGGAAUCCAAGUGCAAGCAUGCGCCCGAGGUAAUGGAUGAUGAUAAUAUUCACUUCUUGGCUGUUUCCUUUCCCUUAGACUGCCUUCUCCUGUGCUAUUUUAAUCUGCCCUUGUUUGAACAUAUCAUGGUUUGCAUGGAAUAUACCCGGUUGGAAUCAGAGAGCUCGUCUAUUUACGUGUUUUCCGAAGUUAUUUUGAGCAGGCGUGUAGUUUCUUGGAUAACAGUUCGCAUGAGUCUACCAGAGCCAAGCUGUGGAGACUAUAAUUCCAGACAUGUUUGUUUAUUUGACUAUGAGUGAAUCGGUGGUAGUUCGGGGGAUCUGAUACCCUACUAGUUGGAACAGUAGUGGAGUUACCCCUCUCAC
Aspergillus alliaceus is the source of this 1536-nucleotide messenger RNA. RefSeq lists its product as uncharacterized. Bases 578 to 1204 code for a protein of 208 amino acids. Gene Ontology annotation, molecular function: dynein intermediate chain binding. Gene Ontology annotation, cellular component: cytoplasm; cytoplasmic dynein complex. The transcript is spliced from 2 exons. Gene Ontology annotation, biological process: microtubule-based movement. The record is from RefSeq and is a predicted model, not a curated record. Lineage: Eukaryota; Fungi; Ascomycota; Eurotiomycetes; Eurotiales; Aspergillaceae.